AUGGGAGCCUCGGAGUCGAAGUUGGUCUUCAAGCAGGGAAUCUUUCGCCUCUCAGAAGAGAAGGACAUUCCUGCUGAUGAUCCUUACUGGGCUAGAUUCUGGGAGCUCCCAGAAUCAACAGAGGAUGUCUUCAGUCUGUUCACCCCCGCAGACAUACGGCGAACGCGCGAUAACGCACUCUCGAAUUUCGAAACGUUGUUACUUUCAGUAACAUCUCGUCUCAUCAUCUUGAAGAACCAUCCAUCUUUCCCGGACCCAGAAAUCGCGCCCGAACGGGAUGCCCUCAACUGUAUCCGCAUCCUUACCCGCAUCCUCCCCUUUGUUUACGAGGCGGAGCACCUCGAAGAAUGGGAAGAGAAAUUCUUUUGGGGUCGUCGCAGGAAGAAGACCAGGCAGGCUCAGGUUGCAGCUGAGGUGCUGUUCGACGAGGCGCAAGCUGAAGGUCCACAAGACGAGUUGUCUCGAGCCAGCGAAUAUGAAGAGGUGAAGCCUUUGGCUGAGGAGCUGAUUGACACUCUGGUUGACUUUCUAUUCUACGCGGACUUCACAAUUCCUAGUAUUCCAUCAGCCAAAGACAAGAUCUCAUACUCGAUCUGGCAGAGUGGCGUCGGUUGCAACAGCUCCAUGGGCUCUACCAAAGAGCUUGAGAGCAACCGCUGCGAGGUUUUGCGGCUCUUGCUCACGCUGACCGGAAGAGCCAUGUACAUGCCAUCAAGUCUUCUGCCUGUUCAGGGCGUAAAAGCCAUCACAUACAUAACGACUUGCUCUGACAAGCAGGCUGUUCUCACGUUGCUGUGCUCGCUAUUGAACACGGCGAUCAAGUAUAAUCCGGCAUCCUGGAGAGUUCCCUAUGACCAUGUUGUAUGGAAAGAUUCCAAGCAAAUUUUGGUGAUAUACUGCCUCCAGCUCCUGCUCGUGCUUCUCUUAUAUCCCAUUCCAGAGGAUGGUCGUGGAACCCCACCGAAGAACUACUAUCGCCAUUACUUUGGUCGGCUUCACAGACCGCAAGACUUCCAAUUUCUUGUCGAUGGCAUGACCAGAAUUCUGAAUCAACCCAUGCAAGCGACCAAUUCAUAUCUCCCAGGCAGUCAAAAGUCCGUCAAAUGGGCACCUGAAAUGCUGAUGUUGUUCUGGGAAGCAUUGCAAUGCAACAAGCGGUUCAGGUCUUUCAUCAUCGAUUCUAACCGCUCACAUGAUUUUGUCAUUCUCUGCAUAUUUUAUGCAAUUGAGUACAAGUCUGAUCCUUCGAAGCAAGGUGUGGUUAGAAUGUGCAUUUUUAUCUUGCAGACAAUGAGUGUUGAACCCAACUUUGGGAAGAGUCUCAACUUAGACUUCGAAGCCCAGGACACGCUACCCCAAAGCAUACGUAUUCCUGGCUUCAGAGGGACUUUUGGGGAUUAUUUGGUUAUGUCCAUCCAUACUUUGCUUACUGCAAGCAAAGGCAAGUUGAAUGCUGUCUAUCCAGCGCUAUUAGCUAUAAUCAACAAUGUGGCUCCUUACUUGGAGCAUCUUUCACCUGCCACGUGCUCAAGACUCUUACAGCUUUUCUCGUCCAUGUCUGCCCCCAGCUUCCUUCUGGCAAACGAAACGAAUCAUGCACUUCUCGCGUCGGUACUUGAAUCUAUGAAUUCUGUCCUUGAACAUCAGUUUACCAAAAAUUCGUUCCUAGUGUAUGCCAUACUCAAAUACAGGAACCGGUUUGAAGCUGUGAGGGCCUUUACACUCGAGAGUGGACAACAGGAAAUUGAACGCCAGAAUGAGAGAAGAAAGGCCAGACACGCAACCCAUGACCCAUCGUCAAGCCCAACAUUCCCCCCAGUCGAGGAGGAUCCCCACGUCUCGUCCGGUGCUCGAUCGCCGUUGACCCGUAUUCCGGAAGAGAACAGCCCGUUUGCCAUUGGUGGUGAUGACUCUGAUGAUGAGCGAGACGGAGAAAAUACGCCGUCGCACCGUUCCCCUUCUCUGCAGGCCUCCAGAAGGCCCUCAACGUCGUCGGCUGUUGACGAAAGCGUUCCAUUACAGCUCCGGGGGAUGUCUGAAAAGGCCAGGGGCAAGAUGCCUGCUGGCCAACCAUCUUUCUCAAGACAAAACAGCAUUACCAGUCAAAGUAGCAUGUCUGCUAUUUUUUUGAAUUCAAACGGCUUUACGCCAACCACUGCUUGGUUGGAGUCAUGGCUACCUGAGCUUCCUCUUCAUACAAUCCUUACUAUCAUUUCGGCGAUCGCUCCCCAUAUUCCUGACUCUGUUUUCCAGUCGGCGUCGAGCCCCGAGGCUCGGACAUUAAUAACCAAUUUACCUUCGUUUGCAGAGGAACCAACGAUUCAGAACAUCCUGUCAGAACCCUCGCCGGUACGAGUGCAUUCUUUUGAAUGGUCAGCGCUAUCUUUAGGCUGGUAUGAAUCGUUACUCUGGGGCUUCAUCUUUUCAAGCGAAAUGGUGGUUGGCACGGCAUCGGGAGCUACACCUGGCACCGUUGGUGUCUGGAACGGAACAGGAAUCAAGCUCUUCAGGGUGCAGGAGGCCGCCGCUCAAGGUCCCACCUUACUUGCUCCUAAAGGCGCGGUUGAUGCGGUUGGGAGCAACCUGGUGCAGCGCAUAGGUAAUCUGAGUCUUCGGCGUAGCAACACUCAGGACUCUCAGAAUGGGCCGCUACCACCGUCGGUUCGGGAAGUUUAG
Aspergillus clavatus NRRL 1 is the source of this 2676-nucleotide messenger RNA. Its product is annotated as Hid1 family protein. The coding region runs from base 1 to 2676 and encodes 891 amino acids. Gene Ontology annotation, cellular component: Golgi trans cisterna; Golgi medial cisterna; membrane. Lineage: Eukaryota; Fungi; Ascomycota; Eurotiomycetes; Eurotiales; Aspergillaceae. The record is from RefSeq and is a predicted model, not a curated record. The transcript has 8 exons.